UCCCGGCCUGGCGUCCUGUUUCCGCAGCCCCCGCCGCCUACCUUGCUCCGGCGGGCCGGGUGCGGCCCCAUGUACCGCGCGCUGUAUGCGUUCCGCUCGGCGGAGCCCAACGCUCUGGCGUUCGCCGCGGGCGAGACCUUCCUGGUGCUGGAGCGCAGCAGCGCGCACUGGUGGCUGGCGGCGCGGGCGCGCAGUGGCGAGACGGGCUACGUGCCGCCCGCCUACCUGCGCCGCCUGCAGGGCCUGGAGCAGGAUGUCCUCCAGGCUAUCGACCGGGCCAUUGAGGCUGUGCACAAUGCAGCCAUGCGGAAUGGUGGCAAGUACAGCCUGGAGCAGCGUGGAGUCCUCCAGAAGCUGAUCCACCACCGGAAAGAGAUCUUGUCCCGCAGAGGCCCCUCAGCCUCCAGCCCUGCAUCUAUGACCCCAUCCACCAGUGACCACUAUCUGGAUGCUGCUGCUGCCAGGCAGCCCAAUGGCGUGUGUCAAGCAGGGUUUGCGCGGCAGCACAGCCUGCCCAGUUCUGAGUAUCUUGGGGCAGAUGGAGGCCUCUACCAGAUCCCAUCACAGCCUCGCCGAGCAGCACCUGCCACGCCACCCCCACCCGUGAAGCGCCGAGACCGUGAGGCCCUGGUGGUCUCAGGGAGCGGUGGCCGCAACACCGCGCCCUCUGGGGACAAUUCUGUGUCCAGCGGCUCCUCAGUCAGCAGCACCUCCCUUGACACACUCUAUACCGGCUCCAGCUCAUCUGAGCUGGGCCCCAGUUGUUCAGCCACGCCCCCACCUGUGCCCCGCCGAAGCACCCAUACCACCAUGUCGCAAGCUCAGCCCCCUCCCUCCAAGUUGCCAGCCCCCGAGCCUCCUACAGAGGAGGUGGCAGUUGACACAACCUCAGCUCCUGAUGAGCUGGAGACCCUGGGUGCGCUGAGUCUGGGGACCACAGAGGAGAAGGCAGUGGCUGAGACUGCCGUACCCAGGACCAUCGGGGCAGAGCUGAUGGAGCUUGUGCGGAGAAACACCGGCCUGAGCCACGAGCUAUGCCGUGUGGCCAUUGGCAUCGUGGUGGGUCACAUCCAGGCCUCCGUGCCAGCCAUCUCACCUGUCAUGGAGCAGGUCCUCCUCUCGCUGGUAGAGGGCAAGGACCUGAGCACUGCCCUGCCCUCAGGGCAGGUCUGUCAUGACCAGCAGCGGUUGGAAGUGAUCUUUGCAGACCUGGCUCGGCGGAAGGACGAUGCCCAGCAGCGCAGCUGGGCACUGUAUGAGGACGAGGGUGUCAUCCGCUGCUACCUGGAGGAGCUGCUGCACAUUCUGACUGACGCAGACCCUGAAGUUUGCAAGAAAAUGUGCAAGAGAAACGAAUUCGAAUCUGUCCUGGCCUUGGUGGCCUACUACCAAAUGGAGCACCGGGUGUCACUCCGGCUACUGCUGCUCAAGUGCUUUGGCGCCAUGUGCAGCCUGGAUGCAGCCGUCAUCUCCACACUUGUGUCAUCAGUGCUGCCUGUGGAGCUGGCGCGGGACAUGCAGACAGACACGCAGGAUCACCAGAAACUCUGUUACUCCGCCCUCAUCCUGGCCAUGGUCUUCUCCAUGGGGGAGGCAGUGCCCUACGCACACUAUGAGCACCUGGGCACGCCCUUUGCCCAGUUCCUGCUGAGCAUUGUCGAGGAUGGGCUGCCCUCGGAUACCACAGAACAGCUGCCGGAUCUCUGCAUGAACCUGCUUCUGGCUCUCAACUUACACCUGCCAGCCCCUGACCAGAACGUCAUCAUGGCUGCCCUGAGCAAACAUGCCAACGUCAAGAUCUUCUCCGAGAAGCUGCUGUUGCUCCUGAACAGAGGAGACGACCCUGUGCGCAUCUUCAAACAUGAGCCUCAGCCGCCACACUCCAUCCUCAAGUUCCUGCAGGACGUGUUUGCCAGCCCUGCCACGGCUGCCAUCUUCUACCACACGGACAUGAUGGCGCUCAUCGACAUCACUGUGCGGCACAUCGCGGACCUGUCGCCUGGAGACAAGCUGCGCAUGGAGUACCUCUCCCUGAUGCAUGCUGUGAUCCGCUCCACACCCUACCUGCAGCACUGCCACCGGCUACCCGACCUGCAGGCCACACUACGACGCAUCCUGACCGAGGAGGAAGUCUCGCCCCAAUGCCAGAUGGACCGCAUGAUUGUCCGAGAGAUGUGCAAGGAAUUCCCAGUGCUCGGCACGGCCCCCAGCUAGCACCUUCCUCUCCUCUUCCCUGCAGUCCUGGGCAGGGUGCAGGGGACUUGGAGGCUUGGCCCUAAGAAUGUUUUGCACUGACUGUGUGAGGGGAAGUGGUGGUGGAAAGGACCUGAGCAGGGCCCGCACCUGAAGUAGAGGUAAUGUGAGGGGCCCAGUGCAGGUUUGGGGACCACGCGCUGGGAGCUAUGCUGGGGUAGGGGGAAUGUGUCAGCUGAAGCCCCUCCGUCUCCCAGUGGGCUGCCUCUUCAGCAUGCCUGCCUCCCAACAUACACAUGCAUACUCAGAGUCCUGCUGCUGCUCCAGGCUGGGCCAGAACCCCCAUCCCCACCCUGCCUGGUCUGUGUCCUGGGCCUCAGCAAGCCAUGUCCUUGGGGUGAGGGGGGGCGCCUUCCGUCAGCUCUGUUGUUUGCCUUAGCUUUGCAGUGAGUGCUGCUCAUGUGCUCCCCCAGCCCCACUCCCCAUGGGGGCCACUGCCCCUCACUCCCACCCCCAGGAGUCUUGGCCAGGCUGCUGCUGUGAAAGCAGAAUCUUGGAGAUAGACCAUCCAUCCCGGAGCCUCAGAAUGGGAUGGUGGCGCUGAAAAGUGACAGAAUCUAUUUUCUCUGUAAAAAUGUAGACUGAAAAGCCAUGUAUAUUGUUCUACGUGCUGCAGCUCACCUUUGGAAAUAAAUCACAGGCAUCUGGAAACAGGCUUCCCUAUAUGGUCCUGGGUGGUGGUGGGAGAGGAUGGGCAGGGGCGCUGAGGCCUCAAGACCUCAUCACUAGCUUGCCCUAACCUCUCCUGCGUGAGGAGGUGAUAGUCCCUGACAGGCCUGUCCAUCAAGGUCCCUUGAGCCCUAUUUCAGCCUCUCUUCUCUGAGUUCCCACUUCUCUUGGGCCACAGCCGAGUGCCCCAUGGUCCAUUUGCAGGUGACUUACAUCCAGGCUUCACUUACAUCUUUCUUUGCCUUGAAUGCCGUCUCUCUCUCCCCUGUUGAAACCCUAACCUUCAUUACUGUUCUCAAACGAAGCAGGUGCUGCCCCAGCCCUGGCCUCCCCAAUCGCCUAGGCCCUGCUCAGCUCUGUUUCCCUUCCUCAUUUGUCAUUGGGCCCAACAAGAUCCCCUCAUUUUGCAGCCUCAGCAGAGAUGUGGUAAUUACAGUAGAGCAAAGAGAGUAUUUCAACAAGUGUGGGGUUAGAUUUGCACUACUGUUUGAGGGGAAUUAGGGGCCAACGUUAGGCCAAAACUUCGUUUUCCUUGUGGGCUCCCAAGCUAACAAAGACUCUUGUCAUAAGUGGGAGAGGAGAGUCAGGAACCUACAGGCAGACACAAGUCAGAAGUACUUUUCAUCAGUUCCCUUCAUUUUUUACCUAAGAUGAUUUCAUCACAUGAUUCCACACAUCCAGAAUCGUUGAUACUGUGACUUCCGGUCACGACUUUUCCUUUUUCAUUGGGGUGCUGAAGGCAGAGGGCUCUUAUUCUCCCAGCAAGACUAUAAGGCAGCAAGAAGCACAGAGAGGCCAGGGCUAGUGGCGGAGUCCCCAGGAAACAGGUCCUCAGGAAGCUGAGGCAGGAACACUUGACAGAACCUGUGGAAGCGAAGCACAGGAGGCCGAUAGGGAGACAUCCUUCCUUAACUGUUGACUCUUUCAGAAGGUUAAGCACACAGGCUCAACUGGAUCUGAGGAGGGGAUGACAAAAUGGCCCCCAGUAAAGCUCUGUGUGGCACAACCUGGUCACUCCUCUUCAUCCUGGAGGCAUUCUGCCUCCCCUUUCUCAUCCAGGAUCAAUGACAUUGACUUCCAGUCACGACUCUUUUCUCAUUGUAGUGCUGAAGGCAGAGAACCAUGAGUCUCCUCCUGAGAUAGUGUAAUUCAGUGAAAAGCACAAGUCCUCAGGAAGCUGAGGCAGAACAUUUGACAGCCUCUGUGCCUUGCUCUGUCCCCUGCUAUGAUGCACAUACUGAUCUUGUGGGAAGAGCGGGGCUGUGCUGCGCGAUCUGUCCCAGUGCUGGCACCUGUGACAAAGUGUGGCCCGACGGCAAGAGGAUCAGGAGCCCCUGCUGCUUCUGCACAAUUGUGCAAGGGGCCCUUGCACUUGUUUGUAAGGGAUGCAGGAGGCCCACCUGACAAAGUUAAAUGCUGGCCCCUGGCAACAAACAGACGCUCUGCGAGGGUCCAAGACUCCAGCACCCCCUCAGCAAACACUUUGAUGAUGGUCUCACAACACAGAAUUACAACCACAAGGGAAAAUGAUGAUUAGCCAGAGAAUUCCUCAGGGAGGGGACUGUCUGUGAGAGAAGGUUUUGGCUGCUUGGAAGGAUGGGAUGUAGCUAGGCAGGGAGAGGGCAAAGAGAGAAAACUAAGCUGCUCAAAGAAAGGAGUGUGGGUGGGGUUGAAAAGAAAAAACUCAAGAAAUUUUGAGGGGCAAUGAGGGAUAGGAGUUUGGGCUGACCUCUGGACUAGAAAUAGUGCCUUUAGGUGCUGGCGCCAUGACUGUGGAAGAUGCGCUGUGGACCACAGGUUGCAACUCCAGGUUGCACAGGGCAACUCCAGGGUAAGGGGUUAAGUGAAGAUCACCUGCCUGCUCAGUCCCCAAAAGAUACAGACUGAGGCUCCAAGGAGGUGAGGACAACCUUUUCUUUUUCUCUUGUUUUUAUGGAAGAAUAACAUACUAUGAAAAGUACAGUAUGCAAAGAGUACAGCUGAAUGAAUUCCAACAGAGAAUGCUAAGAUGACCACUACCCUGGUCAAGAAAUAGAGUAUCACCAGUCUCCAAAGCCCACUUGUGCACCCUGUCUUAAUCACUGACUCCCUCUUCCUCCCCAGACCUCCUCCCUAGAGGUAAUUGCAGAUAAGUUUUGCCUUGUUAAUGUAAAUGGAAUCAUACAGUAUAAACUCUUGUUUCUGGCUGCUUCACUCACCAUUAAGUUUUUGAGAUUUGUCCAUGUCAUACUAUGUGGUUGCAAUUUGUUCGUUCCCGAUGUUGUGGGAUAUACCCUCAUUUAUCCACUGUU
Molecule: messenger RNA, 5213 nt
Organism: Diceros bicornis minor
Lineage: Eukaryota; Metazoa; Chordata; Mammalia; Perissodactyla; Rhinocerotidae
Gene: NCKIPSD
Product: NCK interacting protein with SH3 domain
Exons: 13
Coding region: 70-2214 (714 amino acids)
Biological process (GO): endocytosis
Molecular function (GO): protein binding; Arp2/3 complex binding
Source: RefSeq, a predicted model, not a curated record